AUGUCGACACAUACAGUCAAGCGCAGGAAACUUAGCCCUUCUCCAGAGAAUGCGACCGAAGGGACAUCGGCCCACAGCGCGCGCAAAGAUGAGUCCUCGACCAAGAGCAGUCUGGGGCGCCGAGGCAAGGAUGAACGCUCCGCGGAGCUUGCCAUGGCUAGCGGUUUCUACAAGUCCAAUUUCUUCAAGCUGCAGAUGGAUGAGUUGUUGACGGGCCUGAGACUGAACUACGACAAGCGAGUCGCCAAAUUCCAGGAGACGCUUUACAAGGUCAAGAAUGCUAUUGAGAGUCUGCCUGCCAAACCCCCGAUAUCUGUCAUGGAGGCCGAGAAAGAACUGCGAAGUGCGUGUGGAAUUGUGGUCCCAUGGCCCGAGCCUCGGCCAGGCAAGGAGACUAAAUAUACCAUGUCUUAUGCAAAGCCGGUAAACAUCAACGUGGUGGGAAGUUUUACUUUGAGGACCGGUGCCAGGACUGCGGACUCGCGCCCGGUUGACCUGGCUGUGACCAUGCCGAAAUCGCUCUUUCAAGAGAAGGAUUAUGUCAACCAUCGGUAUUUCCACAAGAGAGCAUACUAUGUUGCAUGCAUGGCCGCCGGGAUCCAGGAGCCCAUGAACGACUUGGGCCUGGAGGUCAAGUUUGGCCUUCAGGAUGGGGACAGCCUCCGUCAUCUCAUCUUGCUGGAACCGCGUCAUGCACCGAAUGAAGAUGCAACCCAAUCGCAGCCGCAGAUUCGAAUCAUGACCGCGAUUGACCCCACGCUGUUCCCCAUCACACGGACGCUACCGACCAAGAUCAACAUUCGUCAAGCUGACAGCCCAGAAGCCGGGGAGCCGACUCCAUUUUACAACGCCAGCCUCCGAUCGGAGGCCACGGUCUCCCUUUACCACAAAUAUCUACACUCCGCUACGCAGAAAUGCGAUUCUUUCCGUGACGCGUGCAUCCUCGGCCGCACAUGGUUGCAGCAGCGAGGUUUCCACACCGCACCUCAAAAUGGAGGCUUUGGAGGCUUUGAGUGGGCGGUUCUCAUGUCUCUUCUAUUCGAAGGAGGCGGGCCAACUGGUCAGCCAAUUCUCUUGCCAUCCUACAGCAGCUAUCAAAUCUUCAAGGCGACUAUGCAAUUCCUCGCGGGCAGGGACCUGACCAGCCCUCUGCUACUGUUCACUGCCGACCUCUCACUGCCUUCUGGAGGACCUGUUGUGUAUGAUGGCCGCAGAGGGCUGAACAUUCUUUACAAGAUGACUCCAUGGUCCUACGCGGCACUCCGCCACGAAGCCGUGAUCACCUUGAAGAUGCUCAAUGAGUCCCGAGAGGACAAUUUCGACAAAGUCUUUAUUGUUAAGGUGGAUGAACCGGCGUUGCGGUUCGACCGUCUCAUCUCCUUCCCCAGAUCAUACAAUGGCGAUACCCUCCGGGCCCUUCGCGAGCAGACUGCUUUGUAUACCGUGCUCUCAAGGGCCCUUGGGGACAGGGCUAAACUUAUCUCUUUCUCGAGUCGCUGUGUUGACUCAUGGUCAAUCCGGUCCAAGGCAUUGACGAAAAAGGCGAGCGAACACUUGUCUGUCGGGCUUCUUCUGGACGCCGACAACGCCGCAAGGGUGGUGGACCACGGACCGCCUGCUGAGGAAAAAGAAGAGGCGGCUUCGUUUCGAUCUUUCUGGGGUCCCAAGGCAGAGUUGCGGCGGUUCAAGGACGGCAGCAUUCGGGAAAGUCUGUUGUGGUCCGAUCAACCCUCAGAGGGAUCGAUUGUGUACCAAAUCCUGGCGUACAUACUACAUCGGCAUUUCAAUGUCUCCAGAAAUGACUUUGAUUUUAUCGGCGAUGAAUAUGACGAGCAGCUACGCCGGGAAGGUGAUGGCGUUGUGGCAUACUCCAGUCCUUCUUUUCAGCUGAUUCAUGAUGCAUUCGACGAUCUUGAGCGGUCUAUUCGCGACAUGGAAGAUGUCCCCUUGACGGUUCGGCAUUUGGCCCCAGCCAGUCCGCUCCUCCGGUACACUGCGCUUCGAGUCCAGAAUCCCACAGGCCCUAAUGACCCGGUUGAUGUGGUUCUGCAAUUCGAGAGCUCUGCACGGUGGCCCGAUGACAUGGCAGCGAUUCAAAUGACCAAGGUGGCGUUUCUUCUCAAGAUUGGCGAUUCGUUGGAAUCAGCCGGCGCCGCUUUAUCUUGUCGAGUCGGGCUGGAAAACGAAUCCAGCAAGAUGCUCAACAAUGCCUACCUGGACAUCCCUCAUCCCUCUGGCUUCAUCUUCCGUCUAAGGAUUCACCACGACCGUGAGCAGACCCUGCUCGAGCGCCGCCUCAAAGAUAAAACACUUGGAUCACGAGAACGGGAAGAGGUCGCCUACGCUCUCUUCUCGUACAAACAACUUUUUGAUCAGGCUCCUCGCCUUACACAAGCGCUACGGAGCCUUUGCACGCGUUUCCCCCUGCUAUCCCCUACUAUUCGUCUGGUGAAACACUGGUUUAAUUCCCAUCUUUUCUCUGCUCAGAUUAGCGAUGAGGUGAUUGAAUUGUUGGCCACCAGGGUAUUUACCCAACCAAAUCCAUGGGAUUGCCCCUCGAGCCUCAUGACCGGGUUCUUGAGGACUCUCCAUUUCCUCUCUCGCUGGGAUUGGCAACAGGAGCCGUUCAUCGUCGAUCUGGGCGGCGAGCUGACUCCCGAGGUGAUCGAAACCAUCCGCACUCGUUUUACAGCCUGGCGCAACAUUGAUCCUGCCAUGAACACCGUCGCUCUGUUCGUUGCCUCGGAUAUCGAUACCAAUGGCGUGACCUGGACCCAAUACGAGAUGCCCUCCAAGGUCGUGGCCGCUCGCAUGUCUACGCUGGCCAAGGCAGCCGUGAGCCUGCUACGGAAGAAGAGUUCUGACUUGGAUGUGCCUGAUCUAUUCCAAACCUCGCUCGCCCCAUACGACUUUGUUAUCCAUUUGCACUCAAAGAUGCCCGGCGAUCGUUCCUCUUCGGCGACUAAAUUCAAGAAUCUGACCGAGCCUGGUUGUGCCGGGCCGAUGGCGGCUGUGAAAUCAUUUGUUCGCGAAGUGCAGGCAUGCUACCGCCAGAGCAUUCUUCUUUUCCACGGAGAUGAGCGCUGCGGCGUCGUUGCUGGCCUCUGGAACCCUCAAACCCUCAAGCACCGCAAUUGGAAUCUGAAGACGGCGUAUUCGACUGCGCCAGCGUUGGCCGAGGACCGCGUCACGGUCAAUCAGCCUGCCAUUAUGAACGAGAUCACUCGAUUGGGCCAUGGUCUCAUCGACCAUGUUGACUUUCGUCAAGUCAAUGCAGAAGCAUAG
Messenger RNA from Penicillium alfredii, 3285 nucleotides. Its product is annotated as rRNA-processing protein UTP22. NCBI's taxonomy places the organism in Eukaryota, Fungi, Ascomycota, Eurotiomycetes, Eurotiales, Aspergillaceae. Gene Ontology annotation, cellular component: CURI complex; UTP-C complex; small-subunit processome. The transcript has a single exon. The record is from RefSeq and is a predicted model, not a curated record. The coding region runs from base 1 to 3285 and encodes 1094 amino acids. Gene Ontology annotation, biological process: rRNA processing; tRNA export from nucleus.